Schistosoma rodhaini is the source of this 2830-nucleotide messenger RNA. The record is from the annotation of a GenBank genome assembly. Lineage: Eukaryota; Metazoa; Platyhelminthes; Trematoda; Strigeidida; Schistosomatidae.
AUGUAUACUGGUGACCUUGGUUGGCCAGAGAAUUUGUGCAGUUUUGGAGUUAUGAAGUGCUUUAGUAGUGACGGUGAGUUCGAAGAACAUGACGGACAGGAAAUAAAUACAGAGUAUCUUGAGAAAUUCACAAAAAUGGUCCAAAAUGCGUCAAUAUUGGCAAACAGGUUGUCAUCAAAAGAACUUCUGUCAGCAUUCCAAAUUUCAUUUCAUCUAAUGGAAAAAAUCAGUUAUGUAAUACUUAGCAUGUGCAAAUCUUCCAAAGAAGAAAUCGAUGAACUCAAAAGCUUUCGGACGGCUUGGAAGUAUCCAUCUUACCCACGUUGCAUGAUAAAAAACGAUUCCCCCAUGGGCGUUUGCUCUAUGAAAACUCAAUCUUUAAAUGAAAAUGGUGAUUGUGAAGUAAUCGAUCAACAAGAAUCACAACUUAAAGUGCUCAUCGAAGAAGAAGAAGAGGAAGAAAGCGAUGAAAAUCUAUGUGAUUCUGGCAUUGCUUCAAAUCGUGAUGUAAAUUUCAUUACUGAAUCUACUAUUUCUAAUUCUUCUUGUCAAAAACUUAGUCCAGUAAAUGAAAAUCAUAGCCCAAACAAUUAUUCAAGUAAAUGUCUUUCUUCUCCAUUCACAAAUGAAUCCAGUGUAAUUGAUAUAGAUGAAAAUUGUUCUAUGAUUGCUGAUAAAUGCGCCAAUGUAGAAGUACUAGUAGUAGUACCUGGGACAACAACAUCUGAAAUGUUCGAUAAUGACAGUAAACAAAUUAAUAUGACAGAAAAUAUUUCUAAAAUUCAGUUAAAAAAUCGAAUUUCAACCAUUCGAAAAACUAAUUCAACUAACAACGAUAAAAAAUUUGAAAAUGGAUCUAUAUCUUCGGAUAUUUUAGAUCAGCCUAAUAACAAUUCUACAGAACUAUAUGAAAGUCAAACAACAAUACUGACAAAUAAAUUUCAAGUCGAUGCAAAACGAUGGCGUUUAACUAGUGCUGAUAAAUUAAAUACUCUAAUUGAUGAAUGUGAACGUCAAAUUAAUGGUAGAAAAUUAUAUGUUUGUAAAUUUUGUGGAAAAAUCUAUGAAAUUAAAAGUAGUAUGCGUUAUCACAUGAAAAUUAUUCAUUUACAAAUGCAUCUACGUACUACGGAAAUGCAAUGUCGCAUAUGCGGUAAACAAUUCACAUGUGUUAGUGCUGUAAAUCGUCAUCAAUCCAAGUGUAUUUUAUCAACAAUUAGUGAUUCAAGAUUUAAAAAUAAUACCAUCUCAUCUAAUCAGUCAUUAUUUACUAGUCCAAUAAUGACCACUAUAACAACAACAUCGUCUUCUACAGAUAGUGAUAUGCAUCCUCGUUUAUCUGUAAAUUCAUUUACUUCACAAACGUCGGAUAGUUAUAAUAAUAGUUUAAAUCACAACACAUCACUUACUGAUUCAGAUCUAAUGAUGGAGUCAUUGAGCUCAGCUUCAAAAAACUUUACCAAUCUUGUUCACUUUCCAAGUGCAUUUCGUAUACCAGAUAUAUGUUGUACAACAACACAAUUUAUGAAUCAGUCAAUACCUAAAAUCUACCAAAAUUCACAAAUAAGAAGUUUAAAUUCACGGAAUUUUAUUCCAUCAUCUGAUUUAGUUAAUUUACCAAAUAUAUCUAAUUCUGAUAGUUUACCUUUCCAACCAUUUAAUAGUAGUAAUGAUACACGAUCACUUUUAAAUUCAGUAAAUAAUCAUUCUAUGAAUUGCUCUUAUUCUUCAUCACAAUGGAAUUCAUCAACUUGGUCUACGAUGUCUAAUUUAGGAUGUAAUUUUACUGCAUUGACUCCUGCACAAAUUGAUAUUUGCAUGAAAGCAGUUGUUCAAGGUAUUUGUUCAACUGUAGGACAAUGUACCACUACUACUAAUAAUAAUGACAAUGAUACUAAUCGUAGUAGUAAUAAUAAUAACGUGAGUAGUUAUAGAACUAAUCAAGAAUCUAAUGAAUAUAAUCAUGUGCCAACUGAUUCAUAUCAAAUAAUGGAUGAAACACAAUGGAAGUUACCAAAUAAAAAUUUAUCAGAUUUUUCUGAAACAACAGAAAGAACUUUAAGUUCUUCACAUGCCAAUGAUAUGGUAGCUAUAGAUUUAUCUUCACGUCCUCAGUCGGCUUCAUUGAUUAUUGAAUCAUUUUAAGUAAAUGGACUAGACUAGAAUAUAUAGAAAAUAAGUUGACUUCCGUGAUCAGAAUUAUUGUGUUAUUUAUCUAUAAAAUGCACAUCAACAUAACAGACAAUCUGUUAAUUUCUUCAAAAUUAACAUUGAAAUAGGUUUUAAAUAAUUAUGAUAAAAUUAUUAAUAAUUAAAAAGUAAAAAGCAUUUAUUAUUUGCUCUGUGGAAUAAUAUCUCACCAAGUGACCUCCUGAUCAUAUACACCUACGUACAUGCAUAACAUCCAUUUCGUUUUUUAUGUUAUCAAGUGCCUUAAUCUUUCUUCCACUCUUUCUGUUUACGUUGCUAUUCGCAUAAUAAAGUGCCUUUAGCUUGAAAUUAAUCCUUAACCUUUUUCACAGAUAGAGAUACCUAUAAACUUUCUCAUACGAUAAUUAUAGUUACUGAAAAUGUUUUUAUUUCCUACCAAUAAACAAGUAUAUGCCUAUUUAUUAUUAUUACUAAUAUUUUGUUCUAUUUAUUUCAUUUACUCGUUCAACAGUUUAUCGAUUCCCAUGUCUUCAUCGUCAUUACGUUUGUCCUCGUCUACCCUUAAACCUCUUCUCCUAAUCCAAACAACUAUUGGUCACUGAACGACAGCAAUACUGGUCUCUAGUCGUUCCGCUUCAUUUUGUUUGAUUUCCAAGUUUAUAUAUAUAUAUAUAUAUAU